Botrytis cinerea B05.10 is the source of this 431-nucleotide messenger RNA. RefSeq lists its product as hypothetical. The record is from RefSeq and is a predicted model, not a curated record. Lineage: Eukaryota; Fungi; Ascomycota; Leotiomycetes; Helotiales; Sclerotiniaceae. The coding region runs from base 16 to 348 and encodes 110 amino acids. The transcript is spliced from 5 exons.
GAGUCACUGCCUACCAUGCUGAGAAUACCAUGGAAAACAAUCGUUGGGUUAUUUCAAGAGGCGUCAAUCGAUCCAAUUGUAAGUGAGCUACAAAUCUUUAUCAAGCGGCUCCCUACCAAACCAGCUCGUGUGAUUCUUGGUGGUGGAUACUCCACGAUGAGUAUCGUUAGGGAUGCGUUGUUUGAGCUUGUGGCAGCUGGAGCUAUCGAUAUGGCUGCAAAUCCUGAUAUUGUUGAAUCAAGGCUUCUCAAGUCUUCGUAUUCCAUUUUGACAAAAUUUCCAUGGUCGGAAAGAGAAGGACCACGUGAUAUUUAUCAGCCCUCCUGGAGCGAAUUUGAUCAGUCGUAAGAAUUUAAAGCUCAUGAUUGGAUGGGUAAAGUAGGUGACAAGAUCUCGUCGCAACAAAUCUUCACCUCAGAUAGUAAAGAGUA